GAGAGAGAGAGAGAGAUCUUUAUGUUCUUUCUGUGAGUGUAUGGGGGCCGAGAGGGUGGCACAUCUCAUCCUGUUUUUGGUGGUGAUAAGAGAAGCUUAGAGUGCGGGGCCCCCGGGAGCCAGGCGUGUUUGUGUAGGAGAAAAAAACUCUCUCUCUUAGGGUCUUCUAAAAGGAUGUCAUUUGUUUGUCGGGUGAUAUGAUACCAGACACACGUGUCUGUGUGUGUGAGCAAAGCCCUUCCUUUUUUUUACACUUGGACUACUUAUGGGGGCUGCCCAUAUUUACAGUGCCAUUGAGUGAUUGGUAUUUACUGGUAGCCUACUUUUAGGGAACUACUAUGUAAUGUAUAGGCUAUAUAUAUUGACUUUACUCACUUCAUCAUGAGUUGAUGUAUUCAAAUAGAUCAAACUUUGUAGAUUUAGGCUGUGUUGUUUUCAAAUCUACUUCUUUUUGCUUUGGACCAGUGUUAACUUUUGCAUUCCAUAGGUCUUCCAGUAGUUUCUUUGAGCACUAGUGUGAUCUAGAGAGAGCGAGAGUCGAGAGAGAAAGAGAAAGAGGAAAAGAGGGAGAGAAAGAGGAGUGAAGAAAGAGCGAGAGAGUGAGAAGUGUUGCAGUACUUUUCCAUUAGCAGAGGCACAGAGCACGUUGAGGAAGUAAAGGUCCUGAAACAGUCCUCGCUCUCUUGAGGUAAAGGUGUACACAGCCUCCAAUUACGUCUGACAUGUAGCCUUAGAAUCAUCAUUGUCUGUCUUUCGCUCUGUUUGUCUCACCACAUACACACAUAGUCACUCAGAGAAUUUUGGACUGCGUGUGUGUGUGUGUGUGUGUGUGUGUGUGUGUGUGUGUGUUGGUGUGUGUAUGUGUGUGUGUGUGUGUGUGUGUGUGUAGAGCAGACAGAGGCGGUAAUGUGAUCGUUCUGAUCCACUCCGUCAGUAACCUGGAUCAGCUGUCUGGGUGGAAUAAUAGGCUUGCCAGUUCAUGUGACAACUGUGUUGCACUCCACUGUUGCAAUUGGAAAAGUACUGAAACCUUCUCCUUGAAAGAAGCUUUUGUUCAGGUGAUUGAAACAGGCAAAUUUGUCUGGAGAAACCCCAAAAAUAAAAGCUGAUCUAGUGAGAUGUAAUAUUAUGCAAAUAUAUCAGUAUAAAAUGUACAACUUGAUGUAAUACAACCACAGCAAUAUAGAAAUCAUACUUAACAAUAUCCAAAAGAUAUUUAUCUAGUGGUAGUUGUGGGAGUGGGCUGGGGAGGUAUAGGGUGGUCUCUUUAUGGGCUGUGCAUGGUAACUGGAGAGAGCUAAAUGCUCUCUACUUGAAGGUUUUUAAAAAAAAACACAAAAAAAACAGACCCUCUCUGGUCUGGUCCCAGCCCGGACCGGCCCCACAGCUCAUUGGAAUGAACGCCACAUUCUGAGAAUUUUCCACUUACCGUCUUCAAAGUUCUCUGUAAACAUAGGAGGCGGCACCACGUACUGUAAUCUUUUUUUUUUUUUUUUUUUUUUACUUCUUGUCUUGUUUCUCAACUCUGUGUUUGUGAACAAAGCCCUAUGCAAGCAUGUGUUAACUUCUCACCCUUCUCCCCUCUCCCUCUCCCUCACAUGUGUGAAAGAGACAGCUUACAUUGGUGUAGCAUAAAUUACUCAUCUGAGAGUUUUGCACACUAAAAGUGCUACCAGAAGCAUGUGUGAUAUAGUUGUGAAAUGUGGGUUUGGAGGAAGGGAGGGGGGGACUGGGGGAGAGAGAGAGUGAGAGAUUGAAAGACAUGGAUCACUUUGUGGCUGUAUGUCACAUGAAUGGGAAUGUUUACUCGAACUGUCUGGACCAAACUAGGGCAGAUGUGUGUCUUUUCGUGUUUCAUCUGCGUCUGUCUUGCCUUGCCAUUCGGGGGGAGAAAAAAAAAAGAAACGUUUUUGAACCCCCAUGCGAGGAAUCAAUACAGACUGGCUGCGUACAACUGACCUGUUUAAUGACGCCCCUCCAGUUCUACAACUCACACCAGCCUGGGGAAUAUCGCCCCGGCAUCAGAACUCCGGCUGCCCAUACACACGCACACAAGUAUUACUUUUAACACAUUGGUGGGCUUUUGCUGCCCCUUUCCAGGGCAUAGUACGUGGCAUCGGAUGCCCCAUCAGGUUGGCGUCAAGGUCGACUGCGUGUGAGUAUGAGAGUGUUUCGUCGGUUGGUCGGUCACUGGCAACGGCUACUCUGAUGAAGAUCAAAUGCUCCGCGGCCUUUCCUGAGCUCAGUGCUUGGAGCUUUACGGUGCACAGCUCAUAGGCUACUUAUCUAAAACAAACAUUUCCCACGAGGACACAUUUAUAAACUGUUCCUAAUGACAUCAAUCUCCGAUCUACAUGGCACAGUGCAAUCCCAUGGGUUCGCAUGGCUCCAAGAACGCAGACAAGACAAAACAGUAUGCUGUACAACAAAGAAGCAUGUACUUUGGUGGGGUAACUUUCCAGACAUUUCCUCCAAAAAAUGACUGAAUUGAUGAGUUGGUUAUCAAAUCCCAUUGUUGCAUGCUUCAAAGUAAUUCAAACCAAGGUUGACGGUUUUCUGUGUGAGACGUUUGCCCGCAGUGAAAAAAAAGAUGGACUGAGCGCAGAUGGGUCGUGGGGGUAAGCCAUCAUGGUUAUGGUAUGUGAGCUAUUUGAUAAAUGCACAUUGCCAUAUGCACACUAUCACGAGCAACAGGGUGAAAAACACCCCAUUUUACAGCUUGACCGGACAAAAGAGAGCCUACUUAGCUACAUAAUCCUUUCUAAUGCACAAACACAAACUUACAUAUAGACGCACACAUUCCUUUUGCUGAAUCUCAGAAAUUCUUCUUUCUUCUUUCUUCUUGUGAAAACAGAUCUCUUUCUUUUGAAGGGUGGGGGGGAUGUUAAUUCAUAUAGAGUCUCUUUUUUGCAGUGUGAGCCAAUCUGUCCAUUGGGCGGUGGGCUUCACGGCUACAGAGCCACUGGUAAAUGUAGUUCUUAAUGUGUCACAGCGGUGAGUGCACUGUUAUCUUUCAGAUUCAUUCUCUUCUGUUAUUGAACCCUUCAAUGAUCACCUUUAACAGUAAACAGGAAAAGAAUCAGUUGACCAUCAAUCAUAUUUUGUUUUCAGUGACUUCCUAAGGAGAUAUUACGGUAAAGUUUUCUAUACUUAUUUGACAUUUCAAGUUUGUUAUGUCAAGGGUGCCUUCUUUUGGUAGCUACUUUGAUUCUCAUUUCCAAAUCUUCAGACCUUCCCUAUCCUCCACUUUGUGAAAACCCAAACUCACAUGCAAACAAAUACACGCACACACACACACGCACACAUACACUCAUACACACAUACUCACACACGCACACACAAAUACAUACAUCUACAUUCACACAACCUUUCUCUGUCUCUCGCUCCUGUUAACCUGAUUUGUCGUAAUUGACUUAAUGUGGCUAAAACGUUUUGCUCUGCAAGUCUUGCUCACGGCCUCUCCUCAAGGUCCAAUCGAACCUUGGGCCACCUGCCGCCCCUCCUUCGAAGAGAGGCAACCGCCAUUUUACCUCCACUGUCGCGGCGCUGGAAAGGUUACUUAACCAAAGACGUGACAAUGACGUUGAACAUUCCGGGUCUGGUUGUCAUGGCCGUGUUUUACCUACUCAUUUUGGGCACUGGUAUCUGGGCAUCCAUGCGAUCUAGAAAAGAGGAGCGCAAAUGCACUGGAGAUGGCAUGGAGAUCACACUACUAGCGGGCCGAAACAUCAACUUCCUGGUGGGAGUCUUCACACUAACAGCUACAUGGGUCGGUGGAGGUUUCAUCCUUGGCAUCGCUGAGGCCGUGUACAAUCCCACUCUCGGCCUGGUGUGGGCAUUGAUGCCAGUGCCCUACGUCCUGACCUUCUUCUUGGGUGGCUUUUUCUUUGCCAAGCCAAUGAGGGCAAAUAACUACUUGACAAUGAUGGACCCCUUCCAGCUGAAGUAUGGAAACGUUCUGAGCAGCCUGCUUCUAUUCCCUGCCCUUGUUGGAGAUGUGCUGUGGGUUGCACGCACACUGGUCAGCCUAGGUGGGACGAUGAGUGUGAUUCUGGACCUUCCGUACGUCUACUCUAUCCUCAUCUCCUCCGUGGUGGCCAUCCUCUACACGCUGCUGGGAGGCCUGUACUCCGUGGCCUACACCGACGUCAUCCAGCUCAUCCUCAUCUUCGUGAGCCUGUAUAUCUGUGUGCCCUUCAUGCUGACAAAUCCCUCGUCCGUGGACAUCUCCCUCACGGCCUACAAUGCCACCUUCCAGUCACCCUGGGUGGGCAAGGUGGAAACUUCCGAUGCCGGGAAAUGGAUUGACGAGUUCCUGGUGCUGGCUUUGGGUGGUCUGGCUUACCAGGCAUUCUACCAGAGAAUUCUAUCUGCGUCAUCCUACACACAGGCCCAGAUUACGUGUUUCACUUCAGCCUUUUUCUGCCUGGUUCUCGGAAUCCCCUCUGUGAUUGUCGGUGCAGUGGCUGCCUCAACAAACUGGAACAUGACCAGCUAUGGUCUCCCCACCCCCUAUGAGCGUGGAGAGGCUGGAGCCAUCUUGCCCAUUGCUCUGCAGUACCUCACUCCCACUUACGUCUCAAUCAUCGGGAUCGGAGCUGUGGCCGCAGCUGUCAUGUCCUCCAUGGACUCGGCUCUGCUGUCCUCUGCAUCGCUCUUCUCCUCCAACAUGUACAAGAACAUCUUUAGAAAGCAGGCAUCUGACCGAGAGAUGCAGUGGGUGAUCAAGAUCAGUGUGAUUGUAGUUGGUCUGGCCGGCACUGGUCUGACGUUCCUGGACAACAGCGUUCUGGUCUUCUGGAUGGUGGGAGUGGAUAUGUCCUACACUAUCAUGUUUCCCCAGCUUGUGUGCGUCCUCUUCUUCAACCGCGCUAACGGCUACGGGGCCAUCACCGGCUUCAUACUGGGAAUCGUGCUGCGCUUCAUGAGUGGAGAGCCACUGGUCAACCUGAAGCCUGUCAUUAAGUUCCCCGGCGGCCGCUACGACGACAAGAACCAAUUUGUCCAAUACUUCCCCUACCGUACCUUCAUCAUGGUGUCAUCUGUGUUGACCAUCAUCAUCGUGUCCUGUCUCACUGGACUCAUUUUCAGCAAAGGUCUUGUCCCCGAUCGCUAUGAUCUCUUCAAGAUCAAGGAGCGCGCAAAGGCCCUAGUGCGGCCAGAAGAGAAGGGGUACAAAGAAGGGGAGAAAGUGUCCAACGUGUCCAACGUGUCCAAACAGCUUCUGGAGACCACCAGCUGUUAGAGAGGGGUGUCCAAAUCUGGCGAUGAGAGAAGAAAUUGCAGUCCAUCUUGGAUGCUGGUCCGCUCAAUCCGCUUCACAAUCAAACCCAGCAAUCGAACAUAACACACAAACAACCAACCAAACAAACAAACAAACGAUACAAGCAAAUUUCAUGAUUCUUUCUCAUCUUUGUGUAAAGAGGGGAAUAAGAUCGAUAGUGUGUCACACAGUUCUCUGCUUUGAGAUGUGAUACAAACUGAGACUUCUGUUCUCUCUAAAAAAUAGAGAUGUUCAAAAGCAUGGUUUACUGAAAGGUGGGUUCAAAAUACAGACUUUCUAAAGCAAGGUUUACUGAAAGGUGGGAAGGUCACCCUAGAACCUUACUGUACCUCUUGGACUGUGCUGGGAGGAAGUCAUUUGCAGUGGCAUUACAUAAUGUAAGACUCCAACCGACAGCUUUGCCUGCACAGUACCUGAUCCUUCAUGCACAUUGCUCAGUGUGAAUGCCAGUGAGACUCAAUGAGUCACUAACAUUGACUCCAACUUGAGCUUUAACAUGUGAGCUCCUCUCACAACUGAACUGAUAAACAAAAUUUCAAAUUUGUUUUUGUUUUUGUUUUCUUUUUGUUGUUGUUAUUGGGUAGAACACAGAAUGGCCAAGCCAAGCCAAGCGAAACAGCUCAAACAAACCCUUUCAGCCACGUUCCCUAGACAAACUCCCCAAGCCCUCAGAGUCUCCACAUAGUUGUGGAUUGUUAUUCAAGUGUUCGCUGCGGGACUCUGGCCCUGGAGUUGAAAGCAAGCUAAUAAAUCGAGUGAGAGACAAGAGACGGCCAGAUAUCCCUACUCACCCUAUGCAGUCCAGAAAAGCAUGGCUACAAUAAAAGACCAUACACAGCUUAAGAGUAGUGUUCUUUUGUACAGUAUACUGUAGUUUAUCUAUGGUCAUAUGUAAAGCUGUAGUUUACAAAGGGAUCUUUGUUUCGGUCCCAUCUUUAUUUAUGUUUUUAUAUUCAGCCAUGCUUAUUGGUGGCUAGUGUGUUUAGCAACACAAGCCAUUCAGAAAUUGGCUAUUGUUUAUAUUGUUCAUUGACAUCGAUACAUUUAUUUUUUGUAACUAAACUGUAUCAUGAAAUAUAAUUGUGUAUGCACAUUUAGAGAUUGUGUUGUUUAGUUUAUAUACUGUGAUACAAAUAAUCAGCCUGAGACCUCUCUUUCCACCAAAGUGCUCGACUGUAGACUUACCGAUUGUACCUUUACUGAUUCUACCUUAAAUGCAACACGUUAAACAAGUCUUUCCUGUGUGACCAGUCAUGAUUUAUUUAUGUAGCCGAAGAAGUGAAAGGCUGUUCUAUUUCUCUAUCGGGUCAUUAUUAGUCAAAUUGAUCAUUUCAAGAGUGCAAUAAGUACAUGUAGAGCAUAUGGAAGCAGACCAAAAAUAAUUGUAUGGUGCACUCAUUGUUCCCAAUGAUCAGUGGCUACAUAUUAAGGAUCCUCAAAAAUAUACCCUUCCCGACACCCCCACCAAAAAUUCUUGAUUAACAACAAAAAAAGCACUCAAUGACAUUCAUUGAAUGUACAUCGUAUGUUUGUGUUCAAUUUACUGGCUUUCAAACCAGUUUCUCCUUUUUAAUCAUGGUAGUUGAUGGAAUCUCCAGCAAUAAUGUUUCCCCUGGUUUGAUUUCAAAAAUGUAAAAUGUAUAUAUGUGUUUAUACAAGCACUUGUUUGUUUUUUUUUGGGGGGGGGGGAGGUGCUCAUCAGUAUUUGUACUUUUAUGCAUGUUGGACUUGAGGGUAAUCAUGUCUGGCAGUCUUCUGAGUGAAGUCUUAUAUGCCUGACUGAAUCCCUAUGGGGUUGUUGGUGGAAUAAAGGUUGAUUAAAAGCUACAAA
Messenger RNA from Sardina pilchardus (European sardine), 7115 nucleotides. Its product is annotated as high affinity choline transporter 1-like. Gene Ontology annotation, molecular function: choline:sodium symporter activity. Gene Ontology annotation, cellular component: plasma membrane. NCBI's taxonomy places the organism in Eukaryota, Metazoa, Chordata, Actinopteri, Clupeiformes, Clupeidae. Gene Ontology annotation, biological process: choline transport; transmembrane transport; acetylcholine biosynthetic process. The transcript has 9 exons. The coding region runs from base 3578 to 5245 and encodes 555 amino acids. The record is from RefSeq and is a predicted model, not a curated record.